Messenger RNA from Caenorhabditis auriculariae, 978 nucleotides. NCBI's taxonomy places the organism in Eukaryota, Metazoa, Nematoda, Chromadorea, Rhabditida, Rhabditidae. The record is from the annotation of a GenBank genome assembly.
AUGCUCGACAUCGUCAUGCUCCAAGUUGAACUCGGAAAAGUCAUUGAAGGGGUUAUUCGGAAAAAGGUGAUGGAUUGAUGGAUCUUUCCCGCUUUUUUCUAUGUUGACUGAUGAAAAGCAUUCCAACGAUUGAAAGACAAAAGGGUUGCGAAAAUGUCGAUGAAGAAAUACAACAUCACAUACAUCAUCAAACGGCGCAAGACGUAUUCCCAAAAUAUUUCAUCAUCAUCUCAUUAAUAAGAACAUACUUGAUAUUCUUAAAGUUAAAUUGGAUCAGCUAUCAAUUUUUUGAACAAGAAGAUGAAUUAAGAAUACUGUGAUAAAGUUUCAUUUGAAGCAGCGUUUUCAGGAAGAAUGGGAAUUGAUUGGUAGUCGGACCUAUUCCUGGAAGGGAUCACAAGUUCUCCGUUGUAAGCGCUGGGACAAGGUGGCAGUCAGGUAGAAAACUCCUCGUUCCAAGUAGGAGAACUUUUUUGCGUUCAGAUGGCAUCUCUCUACGUGCACGACUGACCGAGAAUGUAGCGGCGGCAGCAACGUCGACUUGGCCGAAACUCCUCAAAAGUUUUCCGAGCUGCCAGUCUGGCGCAACGCCUUCACUUAUGCUCAGCUUCCAACUGAGAAGGUUGAUCCUAUUCUAGUUUUCGUCGUUAUAAAAAAAAUUUUUUUUUUUUGCUGAUUGAAUUUUUUGGACACCUUUUUAGGAGUCUUUUCUUCGAUUAGGCCUCAACGGCUACGACAGAAGGAAAGUUUUUGUGAAAGCCUUUUCGCCUCUGAAAAUUGACGUUGAUUGGCAAUGGAUAGUCGGCCGCGACGGCUGCAACAACUUUACCGUCAGGUGACCCUUUUUUUAAAAGUAAAUGAAAGAUCUAUUGCAGAAUGUCCGCCAUGAGCACAAUAAACGAAAAGUCGCGAGCAAAACUCGGGGAAUUCUGUCGUUUGUUCGACAUGGAUGGUUUCGUUGACUGCGACAAUCUAUGA